Messenger RNA from Carassius auratus (goldfish), 330 nucleotides. RefSeq names its product eotaxin-like. Lineage: Eukaryota; Metazoa; Chordata; Actinopteri; Cypriniformes; Cyprinidae. Gene Ontology annotation, molecular function: chemokine activity. Gene Ontology annotation, cellular component: extracellular region. The transcript has 4 exons. Gene Ontology annotation, biological process: immune response. Bases 1 to 330 code for a protein of 109 amino acids. The record is from RefSeq and is a predicted model, not a curated record.
AUGGCAGUCGACUUGAUCAAGGUGAUGCUGAUUUUCACGGCUUGUGUAUUUUGGGUCAUAUUUGGGUCCUUCAGUGCAUUCGCUGAUGGACCUACAAUGAGUUGUUGCCUCAAACUAGGUCGUAGCAGACCGCCUUUGGACAAAGUAUUGAGCUACAGGAUACAAACUAAAGAACUGUGUCCUAUAACAGCAGUUGUGAUUCAGACUGUAUCUGCGAAAAGACUGUGUUCUGAUCCUAACAAUGCCUGGACAAAGAGAGCCAUGCGGAAGGUGGAUGAGGAGAAGAGGAAGGGCAGAUCUGAUAACAGCAACAGAGCUGCCACUCAAUAG